AUGACAAUGACGACGGCCGUCUGGGACCAUCAUGUCGAUCCCAUUCACCAACCUCCGUUUCUAGCCAAGAGGCUCCCCGUCCACUCGGUGGCCUCUCGCGAUGGCCCUGCCAUUGCCAAGCAGCUCAUUGGCAAUGCCCUUGCCCGCCGUGUCGAGGCCGUCGACCACGAGCUCUGCGAGCCUGGGGAUGAGGACACUUUUUUCGUAGCCGAUCUGGGCGACGUUUACCGUCAGCACCUGCGCUGGAAGAAGAAUCUCCCCCGUGUUCGUCCUUUCUACGCCGUCAAGUGCAACCCCGACCCCAUGGUCCUCCGUCUCCUUGCUGCCCUCGGCACCGGCUUCGACUGCGCCUCCAAGACCGAAAUCGAUCAGGUCCUCGCCAUGGGCUGUUCACCCAACCGCAUCAUCUAUGCCCAGCCCUGCAAGACCAACUCGUACGUCCGCUAUGUCAAGGCUGUCGGCGUCCGCCAGAUGACCUUUGACAACAGCGACGAGCUCUACAAGAUCGCCAAACACUUUCCCAACGCUGAGCUCUUUCUGCGCAUUAUCACCGACGAUACUUCCUCGGCCUGCCGCCUCAGCAUGAAGUUUGGUGCUCCCAUGGACACCACUGAUGGUCUCCUCGCCCUCGCCAAGGAGCUCGGCCUCAGCGUUGUCGGCGUCAGCUUCCACGUCGGCUCAGGCUCCGCCGACCCCAUGGCCUACUACCACGCCGUCAAGGAUGCCCAUCUCGUCUUCCAGCAGGCUGCCAACCACGGCUUCCACCUUCGUACCCUAGACGUCGGCGGCGGCUUCUCCGGUGCCACCUUUGAGGUCAAUGCCGCUGUCCUCAGCGGCGCCCUCGACGAGCUUUUUCCCGCCACCAGCAACGUCGAAAUCAUUGCCGAGCCUGGUCGCUACUACGUCGCCUCGGCAUUUACCAUUGCCUGCAACGUCAUUGCCCGUCGCGCCGUCGACGACCCCACCACCGGCGUCACCUCUUACAUGAUGUACAUCAACGACGGCGUCUACGGCAAUUUUUCCAACAUCAUAUUUGACCACCAGCACCCAGUUGCCAAGGUCCUGCGCCGCAACGGCGAGACUGUCUACGACACAGCUAUCACUGGCCCCGCAGUUGACGGCAUCGAGUACUCGAUCUGGGGUCCUACCUGCGAUGGCAUCGACCGCAUCACCGAUAGCACCCGCUUCACCCACCUUGUCGACGUCGGGGACUGGCUCUACUUUGAGGACAUGGGCGCCUACACCAAGUGCUCUGCCACCCAGUUCAAUGGCUUUUCCAACGCUCACGACGUCAUUUACGUCUCCUCUGAACCUACCAUCAAUGCCCUGAUGGGCAUGUAA
Messenger RNA from Cordyceps militaris CM01, 1341 nucleotides. RefSeq names its product ornithine decarboxylase. The record is from RefSeq and is a predicted model, not a curated record. Gene Ontology annotation, molecular function: ornithine decarboxylase activity. Bases 1 to 1341 code for a protein of 446 amino acids. The transcript is spliced from 2 exons. Gene Ontology annotation, cellular component: cytoplasm. Lineage: Eukaryota; Fungi; Ascomycota; Sordariomycetes; Hypocreales; Cordycipitaceae.